This is a messenger RNA of Suricata suricatta (meerkat), 4829 nucleotides long. RefSeq names its product olfactomedin like 2A (gene OLFML2A). Gene Ontology annotation, biological process: signal transduction. The coding region runs from base 47 to 2017 and encodes 656 amino acids. NCBI's taxonomy places the organism in Eukaryota, Metazoa, Chordata, Mammalia, Carnivora, Herpestidae. The record is from RefSeq and is a predicted model, not a curated record. The transcript has 8 exons.
CCAGCGUCGGCACACUGCCGUCCGUGCCCACCGUGCCCGUCCCGCCAUGGCCGCGGCCGCCCUCCUAUCCCGGCCCCGGCCACUGCCCCUGCUCCUGCUGCUGCCGCUGCUGCUGCUGUUGCUGCUGCUGCUGCGCGCCGGCCGGGUGCGUGCUGACAGUAAGGUGUUUGGUGACAUGGACCAGGUGCGAAUGACCUCAGAGGGCUCUGACUGCCGCUGCAAGUGCAUCAUGAGGCCGCUGAGCAAGGACGCGUGCAGCCGGGUGCGCAGCGGGCGGGCGCGGGUGGAGGACUUCUACACCGUGGAGACAGUGAGUUCGGGGACCGACUGCCGCUGCUCUUGCACGGCGCCACCCUCCUCACUCAACCCCUGCGAGAACGAGUGGAAGAUGGAGAAGCUCAAGAAGCAGGCACCGGAGCUCCUCAAGCUGCAGUCCAUGGUGGAUCUCCUGGAGGGCACCUUGUACAGCAUGGACCUGAUGAAAGUGCACGCCUAUGUCCACAAGGUGGCCUCCCAGAUGAACACACUGGAAGAGAGCGUCAAGGUGAACCUGAGCCGGGAGAACGAGGUGGUGAAGGAGGGCAUGCGCCAUCUCAGCGAGCAGCUGAAGCGCUAUGAGAAUCACUCGGCCAUCAUGAUGGGCAUCAAGAAGGAGCUCUCCAGCCUGGGCCUCCAGCUGCUGCAGAAGGACGCGGCCACGGUCCCCGAUGCUGCCCCAGCCCCCGGCCCUGCUAGCAAGGCUCAGGACACAGCUGGAGGGAAAGGCAAAGACAACAACAGAUACGGCAACAUGCAGAAGAGCUUUGUAGACAAGGGCCUCCCAAAAUCUCCUAAGGAGAAGCUGCUGAAGGUGGAGAAGCUGAGGAAGGAGGGUGGCAAGGGCAGAUUUCCACAGCCCACAGCCAAGCCCCGGGCUCUGGCCCAGCAGCAGGCUGUGAUCCGAGGCAUCACCUACUACAAGGCGGGCAGGAAGGAGGUGGCUGAGGCCGUGGCUGACAACGCCCUCAGGGGCACUUCCUGGCUGGAACAGCUCCCGCCCAGGACCGAGGGCAGGCCAGCAGAGCCCAACUCAGCAGAACGAGAGGAGGCUGGACCCAGGGCCUCAGAGGGAGCGGACUUGGCCUCCGGCACCCCCAGCUCGGACCCCUUCAUCACCCCCACCCCGACUCCCACCACCCGGCCCCUGCCCACGGAGCUACCUUCACGCCCAGACGUCGCCAACCCAGGCAGAGAGGUGAGCUGUGAGGGCACCCUCCGGGCCGUGGACCCCCCCGUGAGGCACCACAGCUACGGGCGUCAUGAGGGAGCCUGGAUGAAGGACCCUGCUGCGAAAGAUGACAGGAUCUAUGUCACCAACUACUACUACGGGAACAGUCUGGUUGAAUUCCGCAACCUGGAAAACUUCAAGCAAGGCCGCUGGAGUAACAUGUACAAGCUGCCCUACAACUGGAUCGGCACGGGCCACGCGGUGUACCAGGGCGCCUUCUACUACAACCGCGCCUUCACCAAGAACAUCAUCAAGUACGACCUGAGGCAGCGCUUCGUGGCCUCCUGGGCGCUGCUGCCCGACGUGGUGUACGAGGACACCACUCCCUGGAAGUGGCGCGGCCACUCGGACAUCGACUUCGCCGUGGACGAGAGCGGCCUGUGGGUCAUCUACCCUGCGGUGGAUGACCGCGACGAGGCCCAGCCCGAGGUGAUCGUGCUGAGCCGCCUGGACCCUGGCGACCUCUCCAUGCACCGCGAGACCACGUGGAAGACGCGGCUGCGGCGGAACUCCUACGGGAACUGCUUCCUGGUGUGCGGCAUCCUGUACGCCGUGGACACGUACAAUCAGCAGGAGGGCCAGGUGGCCUAUGCCUUCGACACGCACACGGGCACCGACGCGCGCCCGCAGCUGCCCUUCCUCAACAAGCACGCCUACACCACCCAGAUCGACUACAACCCCAAGGAGCGGGUGCUGUACGCCUGGGACAACGGCCACCAGCUCACCUACACCCUGCACUUCGUGGUCUGAGCAUGGACCUGUGCUCACGGGAGAGGAGGGGCAGUGGGCAUGGGGGCUCCCCACAGCAACUCCCACAGGGGGCUCCAUCAGCAAAUACUUUCCGGGGGCCAGGUCCCCUGGCAUGUGGCGCAGCCCGCAUAAAGCUCCCUUGGCACCCAGUGGAUUAGUAGUCCCUUCCACUUGCAGAGCACCUGCGAGAGCUUCACGUGCACUCAAUCCCUCUCGGUCCUCCCACGGCACCCUCAGAGGUAGAGAUGAGUAAGCCCAUUUAGCAGAUGAGGACACUGAGGCUCGGAGAGACAGUUCCCUUGCCUAAAUAGCCUCACUUUGGAUCAGGCAGGCCAUGCUUUACAGAUGAGGAGACCUGACCACUCUCCCCUACACCUCCAGGCCUCUCUCUACUCCUAAAGUUUCUCUUGGUCUCUCAACUCUGUCUCCCUUCCUGGGGCCGCUCAAAACCAGAAGCCUCUGGAACCCAUGCACUAGUGCUGGUUGGAGGCUCCGCUCCAUGUACCACCCCAGGCUCCCGUUCUGGCCAAACUGGUGGUGGCCCUGGGCUUCAGGCCCCCUGGCUAACGUUCCUGCUCCUUGCCUCUGGCCACUAUCCCCCCACCCACCUCACCCUAUGUCCAACCACAUUCCAAACCUCCAUGGUCACCCAGCCACUGAGUAGAAACCACACCCCGAGGAAAAAUACCAGCCCCUGUUCCAAGCUCCCCCUCCCUCUGUACUCAUUUUUAUUUUCUCUUAUUCCUCCUCACUGCCGUCAUCUGUUUCCACAGCAGCAGCUGAGAAGGCUGCAGGCAGCUGUCUGCCAGCCCCAUCCCUACCAGGGUGGGCAGCUGGGCCAGGCCCUGAGCUCCCCCUCCACCCAGAACGGCUGGCUUUGGCCACAUACCAUAGGCCAUGGGACCUCUCCUCGGACCUUCCCAGAGCCUUUGGGCCUGCGGUCCAUGUUGUCCUUUCUCUCUGCACCUUUGGACCCACAACCUGUAUGUACUCAGGGAUACUUCCAGGACUGCCAUGAGCAAGACCCUAGGACCCAAGGCUGGGGUGGUGCCAAGAUGAAGCAGAUUCCCUCUCCCUUGUCAGUCCUGACCUGAUCACUUAGUGGAAUGGCCCACAGCCGGGGAGGGGGCACCGGGAGAGGCUGAGAUUGGAGCAGUUGGGUCCAGGGGAGGCACUGGACCUCAGGGCUGCAGGGAAGUACUAGGGGGUGAAAGCUGGGAGGGAAGGCGAAGGGGGUCUAUGGACCAGGUUUUCCUGGCUUCAGAAUUAUUGGUGCCAGGGUUGCCCGUAAGCCCAGGACUCGGGGCCGAGGAUGCACAGGUGGGCCGUCUCUCCUGGUGCUGCUGGUGGCCUCCCUGAGCCUCAGACCCAGACAGCCCACAGGACAAGACUGUCAAGCCUGCUCCUCAUCUGCCUUGGGCAGUAUUUUCACAGCUAGGAAGAAGUUCACCAGUCUGACUCCCUGUUUCACCAAACGAGAAAUAUGCCCAGCGAGUGGGGAACAGGACGCAGCUGAUCUUCCAGAAGGGCUUUGUCUAUAUCCUUUAUUCUCCCGGCUUGGAGGCAGCUCCGCCUGGGAAAGCCAUAGACCACGGGGCACCCAAUCCAUCCCAGCAUCUUUAAAGAGUAUUUACUGCUGAUCCCUGCACCACCCCCAACCCUGCUUCCCUCAUUCUGUCCCUGUGCCAGCUCCUGAAUAUCUGUGCAUUUGAAGGCCCAGCUGCCAUGUUAGAAAAUUCAGCUACACACCCAGGAGUGUAAGGAAAUGCAUUUUCUGCAGAAGACGUGUCUGUCAGGCAUUGCCAGGUGAUGCUUUGUUUCGGCUGUAACUCACCCCUCAAACAAAGGGGGAUGAUGGGAGCCAGCCAAGCAAGGCCUGACUCACAGCGGUGGCCACACCCAGGCUCCCCCCACCCAGCCUCAACCGUCUCUUCAGGGGGCUGCGCUUCCCUUGGCUCUGGGCGUGGGUUUUACAAGACUGUGUCUUUCAUGAUAUCACAGCCUAACCAUGCGAGAAGUGUUCAGACUCCUCUUGCUCAUUAGUCUGAGAAAAAGGAAAGUUACAAAGGACUAGUUUGGGAAAACUAAAAGACAAGCAAGAUUGUUUUCUGGGGGAGACAAUGCUGGCUGCAGCCUCCAAACAUUCACUAAGCCCCUUCUGUUUUCAGGCCUUUGUGUGGGGUUAGGUGGUAGAUAGGAGUUAUUUUCCUCAAUUUACAGAUAGUCAGACUAGAACCCAGACAAGUCAUGUGUCGUGCAAGCAGUUAAGUGGAGAGCCGGGUCUCAAAAUCAGGUCAUCUGACCAUCACCACUGCAGCUUAGCGGGGACUAAGUGUGGCUGAGGACCCAAGCAUCACCCUCCUAGAGCUAGAAGGCACCUUGACACACCUUAUCCCUGAUGUAACUAGGAACCUCCAAGGUUCGCAUUACUUUUCCCCUUUACAGGUGAUGAGCCUCAAGUUCAGAAACGUUAAGCAACCUGCUCAGGGUCGUGAAUCUUUCAAGUAGUAGGAGUCAAGAUUUGCACCGGGUCUGUUUUAAACCAAAGCCCCAAACUCACUGUUAGGAAUCUUGUAACAAGUCGGGUUUUCUUUUUUGCUUUGGCCGCUGGGAACCUCAAAGUCAUGAGAUUACUUUUAACAAUUGUACUGAGUCACCUACUUGACUCUGACUUCAGUCUAGCUUUCUGCUUUAAUCUUUGAUCUGUUUUUUACUUUAUUGUAUUUUAUCUAUUUUUGUAAGUUGCCACAAUACCUUUUUUGCAAUAAGGUGGCAUAUAACUAAAUAAAUAAAUACAUGAUCAAAAGCUCCA